GUGUGUGUCCAGGGAACUCGUGAGGAGUUGAGAAUGAGUGUGCGUGAAAGUGAAAUAUUGGUGUGUGUCAAGAGAAAGUGGUGGGGAGUAUCUGGUGGUUUAUGGCCGGAGAGGGGGUGUUGUCCUGUUAUCGCAUUCCUGCAAGACUAGGUCAUCUGGUGGUGUUCUCCUCUGUCCUUUGUUCUCUGACCUGGAACAGCAUUUAUUGAAAACAAGCUCCUAACACAAAUUGGUCUUUGCACAACAUUUUAGUCAGACCAAUCUAUAACAUUUUAUAUUUACUACGACAAAUUAUAUUUACUACGACAGUGCUCAAACCGUGCUCUACAAAUUCAAACUUCUACUGAAAUGCUUGUUUGCAUGUGGUUUACCUAAGACGCAGUUUCUAAUCGGUGUUAACAGGUAAAGUCCGUAAAAUAUCAGGCUCCCGAUCAUGCUCUGCUCUAAUGACUGCCCCAAUGUUGCCAACAAUUUUACAGUGAGAUCCGCUAUUGGCUCCUUGAUUUGUCGUUAGAUGACGUUUUGCCGUUGCCGCGACGACGUCACAGCAUCAAUUUGCCUUGCUGCGGCACAGCUGCAGUCCCCGUUCCUAGCGUUUUCACCUCCUCUCCUGCCGCACAUUCCACCCCUUUUGCGCCUGUGUGUGGGCCAUUGCUGUAACUUCUGUUACACAAACAGCUUCUCGUUUGCGGCAGAAUUGAGUGGGAAAAGUCGCUAAAUGGCAUAAAAUCUCAUAGAAUCCCAAAACUCCCCAAAGGCAGCCUGAAAAGUAGCUGAAUUUGUCGCUAGAAUCUUUUACCAAUAUAAAGUCGCUGGAGGGGUCUGAAAACUCGAUAAAUAUAGCGACAAAGUCGCUAAAUUGGCUUGUCUGCUAGCUAUGAUUUGUCUUUAAGUUCACUCAUACUACAACAUAUCCUACCUCAAUGCAAGGUCCUUGCUACCCGGGUCCUUGGGACGUCCCUAGUUGACAUUUUAAAUGGGUAGGUAAGGGUUAUGGUUAAGGAUAGGGAUGUCCCAAGGGUUCUGGAUAGCACUAACAGUGACUGCUGCAACAACCUCAGUGCCAGAUUCUCAUUUUACUGUAGACUUCAAGAUGAUAGUAAUAACAAAUAACGCAACAAGUUUAACAACAAGAAAGCUACAUGUUGGAAUAUUUGUAGAACAUUGCCAUGGUCUAGAUCUGUGAAUGCAGCAUUUGUCUUUUUGUGUUGUAGGUAAAAAUCAACUCAAAAUUACAAUACUCAAUAGGCCUUCUCUUAGCCUUUCCUGUGAGUGGUGAAUUUUUUAUGACACACCAUGGUCUCCUUAGGAUUGAAUUACAGUUUGGGACAAAACAGGUGGGUAUUUGAUUUCACUGUUGCAGCAACAGUUGCUCAGCCCUCACAGAUACCAGUGCAUGAUGUGGGAAGUGCCACAGUCAUAACGGGAAGUAAAAUAACAUUUCAACAAACAUGUUUUGGAGUUGGAGCUUGUGACUGUUAAACAGAGAAGAUGUCUGUCCUAUCUCUCGAGUCCCUCUGCCUAGCAGAUAAUGACAGUCCAUCCCCUGCAGAAGACCUAGACCUGGAGGAUGAGUGGGAUACAGACCUGGAGGUUGAUGAGAUGAAAAAGACCAGUAAGGACACUUCGACUGCUGAGAUGUACCUGCAGGCCUGCAAGCUGGUCGGGGUGGUUCCUGUCUCCUAUUUCCUCCGGAACCUGGGCACCUCCACCAUGAACCUCAACCACCACGGCCUGGGACCUCCGGGGGGCAAGGCACUAGCCAUCGCCCUGGUGACUGACAUGCAUAUUACCAACCUGGAGUUGGCAGACAACUACCUGCUGGCUGAGGGAGCCAGAUACCUUGUGGAGAUGUUGAAGGCAAAUUUCACCAUUCAGCAUCUGGAUUUGUCCAACAAUCACCUACAGUCUGAAGGCGCUGAGUGCAUAGCAAAAAUGUUGCUCGAUAACAUUUCCAUCAAAUCCAUCAAACUUUCAGGGAAUGGAUUCAUAGAGGACAAUGCUAAAAGUUUUGCAGAUGCCCUGGCAAACAACUACAGAGUAAAAGAGCUGGACUUGAGCCACAAUCAGUUCUGUGGGAGAGGUGGGGAGCAUCUGGGCCAGAUGUUAGCCAACAAUGAAGCUCUGGAGGUACUAGACUUGAGCUGGAACCAUCUGCGAAUGAAAGGAGCUGUGGCUUUCUGUGCCGGCCUCAAGGUGAAUGUGACCCUGAAACACCUGGACCUGUCCUGGAAUGGCUUUGGGAAUGAGGGGGCCUUGGCUUUAGGAGAGGCACUGAAAUUCAACAACACUCUGGUGUACCUGGACCUCAACAACAACCGCAUCACCAACGAGGGGGUAGGCAUGCUGUGCAAGGGGCUGGAGGCCAACGACACUCUCAGAGUACUGAUGCUGGCUUAUAACUCUCUGACAGUGGAGGGAGCGCUGGCUCUUGUCACUGUGGUCAAGAACACACCCAAAACCGCUCUGGAGGAGAUCAACAUAUCCAAUGUGUUGGUGAAUGAAAACUUUGUGCAGCUGCUAGAUCUGACGUGCCUUGAGCAUCCCUGUCUGGAGGUGCAGUAUGGAGGAGUCGGGGGCUUUAUCGCUAAGAAACCACCCAAACGCCUUGACCCAAUGAAAGUAAUCCAGGAUUAUCUGGAUGAACGGAAGCUGCGUCUUUGGGACUUCUUUCGGAAAAUCGAUAAAGAUGGGACAAUGCGAGUGCCUGUGGCAGACUUCAGGAAGGCUGUGCAGCAAUCCAACAUCCCCUUGGAUCGAUACCAGAUUGAGGAGUUGAUUCAGAGACUGGAUCGUGAAAGGACAGGGAUGGUAGACUACAGGGGUCUGGCUGACACCAGGAAGCAGAUGAUGCGGGACCACCGGCGGCAGCUGCGUAAGGUGGAGUCCCGUCAGAAGAAAGAGAAGCAGAAGAGCGAGCGUAUCCUGAAGACCUUUCAGAGCGCCGUGGAGGCCAACACCCCCCGCAGCUCCAUGGUCAUGUCCCCAGGCGGCACCAAGGAGGACUCCAGUGGCCCCCAGCACUUCUCUGCCACCCCACUCAGCUCCUGGCACCACAUUGUCAUGUCCAACAGCAGCCGCUACUCUGUCACAAACCUGAGCAGUGAGCACGUCCACCUCCCCAUGCUAGGGGGCAGCACCCACCAACGGCCCACCAGUUCCCCCACCAUGCGCUCCUACUCCCAGCCCAACCUGAUGGAUGAUUCCCCACGAUACCCCCAAUCCAAGCCCUCCUCGGCCCAGGGGAUGCUCUCUGACUCCAACCCUGAUGUUGACCACACCAAGCUGAGCCCCACUGCCAACCACCUGACCAGGUCCAGACCAGCACUGAACUCCAAGCAGCCAGCUACUAAAAUCAAAACCACCAAAGUGAAGAAAAAGAAGACCAAGAAACACGUGGAUAAAACUCCACGUCAACAGAAUCAAACACAAUCAUCGAAGUGACUGAUGCUGCUGUGUCUUACUAUGCAGUAACAGCUCCACUGACCCUUUGUUAUAUAUUUUUACUGGGAAAUAUAAUAAUAAUAAUUCCAUAUAUUACACAUAUAACCACAAAAUAAAUAUUAUUCCAGUAUACAUAGCCACGUUUCAUGCAAACCUUAUUCUCACCCAGCUAAAUUAGAUGGUAUGAUUAUCUUUAAAUGUAUCCUGUUAGUUGUUGAAUUGAUGUGCCUUAGCUCAAUAGUAUGAACUAUUUUAUUUAAGAUACCAUUUAGUGGCAGGGUUGGCAAAGAUCCUGCUCAGACCAUAGUACUUUUCAUUAUGUCUGGGAAAGUUCCCAGGUGUAGAUGCAAAGUGCACACCCAUGAAUUAUCUGUGAAAAUUCUAAAACCCACCACAACAUUAUAUGACAUCCCUGCACUAAAAACAUCCUAGCAGUUAGAAUCUGUUUGUCAAAGAUAACUGACGUCUCACAGUUGUAAAAGGUGUCUAGAUAUUCUGUGACGUGUGUCUUUGAUGGUGACAGUGUGGGUGUGAAGGCCUAUCACUCUCUGAUGUACGCCAUAGAUUCUGCAAUGAGCAAUGGUUCUGAUGACUAUUUCCUUAACAAUAAUUAUGUUUGCCUAUGAUAUGUGACUUAGAAGGUACUUACUGUAU
This is a messenger RNA of Coregonus clupeaformis (lake whitefish), 4098 nucleotides long. RefSeq names its product leucine-rich repeat-containing protein 74A-like. The coding region runs from base 1492 to 3444 and encodes 650 amino acids. The transcript has 13 exons. The record is from RefSeq and is a predicted model, not a curated record. Lineage: Eukaryota; Metazoa; Chordata; Actinopteri; Salmoniformes; Salmonidae. Gene Ontology annotation, molecular function: protein binding; calcium ion binding.